AUGUGGCCUGGCAACCUCCAUCUCCAGAAUGUCUCAUCGAGAGCGGCGCACUGGCGGGAGUACUUCUCCCGUCAUUUCGGUGCCACGUGCCUGGAGAUCAAUGAGCUCACCGACAUGUCAUCCUGGUCGCGAAGCAGUGAUGUGUCAUGUGCUCUGGUCACCGGCCCGCCCAACGAAAACGUCACGCUUGGACAGCUGUCAGCGAAGAAUGUGCGCUUCCUCGUCAUGAAGUAUGACUGGGAUCCCUCGAUCGCGUUCAGCACGUACCAUGAGACAAUCCAGCCCGGGGCAACAUCUCAGCUGCUCCUGGACGACUUCGUGGCCUACGCCGCCGGAAGGAAGCCCCUAAACCCGAACACGAACUUCGUCCUGGAAGUCUUCGGCUCAGCCAAGAUUCCGGACUUUACGCUCUACCACCGAUGUGCCGAUCCAAUCUGUAAGGCCGCGGCUCUCAAACUCAUCCUGGAGGACUUAGAGCUCCGCUGCGUGCACGACCUCUCGACGAACUACAACACCGACUUGCUGCAGGACGAUACCAACGAACACGUCUUCUCUUCAGGUGAGACCUGCCCCGAAUACUCCUGCGGAUGUCUGGGUUACCAGUCGCCCCUGGAGGUUGUGCACCAGAAGCUGCUUGCCCAAGGGCACAGCGUGCAGGCGGUUCAAGCAGACUAUCCAGAGAAAGGAACCAAGACGCAGCUGUCUCAAGUGACCCGCCGCAUGAACGAAGCCACCCUGCGCCACAUGCGUGGUGAGCCCGAGCUUGGGGCCUCCUGGUGGUCCUGCCAUUGGCAGCCCGUGACGGCCGUUGGAGUGCCACUACUUCUGCUGGCCUGCUGUGGGAUCUAUGUGACCCUGGCCUGUCGCUAUCCCAAGCGUUGGGGCACCUGGUUCUGGAGGUAUUUGGAGGGGUGGAGGCGGAAUCGGGCAGCGGCAGAGCGGGGCGCUCAACGUGGACGCGAGGAAGCCCGGAGGUAUUUGGCUGCGGAGCGAGGCGAUUUUCACUCAGCCGGUCCGGGUGUGGCUCCCCCACCGAUGCAGGUGCCCCCCAAUGGGCCGAUGGGCUACCAGAAUCAGUUCCAGAAGUUCACGGCGACCGAGUGA
This is a messenger RNA of Symbiodinium natans, 1104 nucleotides long. NCBI's taxonomy places the organism in Eukaryota, Dinophyceae, Suessiales, Symbiodiniaceae. The record is from the annotation of a GenBank genome assembly.